AUGAAGUACUCUACUGUCUUCGUUCCCGCCCUCGUCGUUGCCAACGGUCUCCUCGCCGCCGCCAUGCCAGCUCCCGCCGCACCUUCGUCCGACAUGGGCAGCUACAAGGACCGCAAGCCCAAGCAAGAUGCCGCCUCUCAAAGCCUUCCUCUUCCAACCGACUCCCUUCCUUCCCCUCUGCCGACGUCGUCUGCACCGACGAGCGUCAGCAGCGCGUCCUCGAGCGCCAAGAGCGAGGAGGCGAGUACAACGUCGACUGCGAAGAGUGAAGAAUCUGGAGCGACUGGAGUCCCAGAAACGGCUGAACGCGUCCCUGGGUCAGUCGAGUCCAAGGCCAUCCGUGCUCGUGGACCGACCCCUGAAGAUAUUCAAUGCGGCAAGAUCUACGUUCAGUCUAUCGACCGUUUCUCUGGAUUCGUUCAAGGGACGCGUGACCAGGAUGGACGCUACACGGUUGGCCCUCAGUCGGGGGCUGUCACCGUCACACUCGGCGACAAUGUUCUCAAGCUCGACCAAGCGUUCCAGGGUGGCUACCCACGCAUCGGUGCAACCUUUGGCGUCGACUUUGAGCGCAACCCGGGUGAGGAUAACAUGGCUGGCAACAGCUGGAACUUCGCCUAUGUGACCGCUACGGGCGACGGACACCAAUAUGGGCAGCCAGCGAUCUCGGAUGACAGCAGCUUCAACUUUGCUCACGAUGCUCAUCAGCACGUUGAAUCGGCUAUCUUCUACCUUGGCGAGAACGGCGAGAUCAAGGCGGCGUGGACAAACAAGAACAAGCAGAGCGUUCCAGUCGACUUUGCUGUCAACCCGAACAAGCAACUGAUCCUCGGUGCAAACGUAGGUGCCUACAGCGCUCAUUACUCGUUUGGUUCGAAUGCUCCCUCUGCUCGCCUCUUCUGCCGCAAGUAG
This is a messenger RNA of Serendipita indica DSM 11827, 912 nucleotides long. Lineage: Eukaryota; Fungi; Basidiomycota; Agaricomycetes; Sebacinales; Serendipitaceae. The record is from the annotation of a GenBank genome assembly.